This is a messenger RNA of Pieris rapae (cabbage white), 3715 nucleotides long. RefSeq names its product mitochondrial glutamate carrier 1. The transcript is spliced from 8 exons. The record is from RefSeq and is a predicted model, not a curated record. Lineage: Eukaryota; Metazoa; Arthropoda; Insecta; Lepidoptera; Pieridae. Gene Ontology annotation, molecular function: L-aspartate transmembrane transporter activity; L-glutamate transmembrane transporter activity. Bases 225 to 1163 code for a protein of 312 amino acids. Gene Ontology annotation, biological process: L-glutamate transmembrane transport; aspartate transmembrane transport; malate-aspartate shuttle.
AUUGACAAUUGCCAUCAAUCAAUUUUAUUAAAUUCAAAAUCAAAAAUCUUCCGGCUAUUCUCGACUCGUGUAAAAUCACUAAUCACUUGAAAAUUUUGUUCUAAAUUCCAAUUUUCUUAGCAAUGCAAUAGCAAGGAUUAAGGGCUCUGGUAUUUCUAAAUUAAGUCGGUGUUCAAGAAUCAAUUCGGAACCACUAACUUCUGAGCGGAAAAAAAUAAGCAGCUAUGAGUAAACCAGCACAGCCUCCACCACCAGCACAAUUCAAUCCAGUACCAAAGAUUAUAAACGGUGGCAUUGCGGGAAUCAUUGGGGUUUCCGUAGUGUUCCCCUUGGAUCUUGUGAAGACGCGAUUGCAAAAUCAAACUGUCGGACCAAAUGGAGAGAAACAAUAUAAGAACAUGCUGGAUUGUUUCCGCAAGACAUAUGCGGCGGAGGGUUACUUCGGCAUGUACAGGGGAUCAGCUGUUAACAUCAUCCUCAUCACGCCGGAAAAGGCCAUAAAGCUCGCUGCCAAUGACAUGUUCCGUUUCUACCUUACACUGCCGGAUGGAUCACUGCCAGUAUUUCGUCAAAUGAUCGCCGGUGGCAGCGCAGGCGCUUGCCAAAUUGUCAUCACAACACCUAUGGAGCUGUUGAAGAUUCAGAUGCAGGACGCUGGCAGACUCGCCGCGCAAGCUAAAGCGGAGGGCCGCAAAUUUGAACGAGUCACAGCUAUGCAAUUGACUCGUAAGCUGAUCAAGGAGCGCGGUAUUUUUGGCCUUUACAAGGGUAUCACGGCAACUGCGGCGAGAGACGUGUCAUUCAGUAUUGUCUAUUUCCCAUUAUUUGCGACGCUCAACGAUCUUGGGCCCAAAGAGCCGGGUCAGGCAUCGCCACCAUUCUGGUGGUCCUUCGGAUCGGGUUGUGCAGCGGGGUCAACGGCCGCGCUCGCUGUUAAUCCCUUCGACGUUAUAAAGACUCGAAUGCAGACUCUGACAAAGGGGAGUGGCGAAAGACAGUACACCUCCAUCUUAGAUUGUAUCACAAAAACAUUAAAAUAUGAAGGACCAACAGCCUUCUUUAAAGGUGGGGCGUGUCGUAUGAUUGUCAUAGCCCCGCUCUUUGGAAUUGCGCAAACCAUCUAUUAUCUAGGUCUAGCCGAGAACUACCUAGGCAUUAAAUAAAUUUACACAAACAAGUUUUGAUAAGUUUACAGUGCAUUUAAUUUCGACCCAAUUUUAAUGAACUAUUUAUUUCGCUUAUUUAAAUAAUUUAUGUUACAAAAAAUGUAAAACCUAUGUGUAAAUGGGGUAAAGUGAUGUUUGACAUGUAUACUACAACAAUACUAUGAAUAUUUGAAGAACUUGGUAAUAUAAGACCAUGGUAUCACUGACUAAUCUAACUUUGCUAACUGAUCAUACUGAAUACUGGUAUCACUUCGGGUACGAAACAGGACUUGUGAUUGUCGUAUGUCACAAACACACACACACACACAGCGUUAAGUCUCGUUUUUCCAUAUAUCCCAAAAAUUUAAUAAAUGGAAUGAAAUGUAGUCUUAGUAAUGUUGUGUCAAUGUCAAAUUUCAAGUUCUAUUUUUAAAUUAUGUAACAUCUGAAUUUCGGCUAACUAAGCAUAAUAAAUGCUAGUUCUUUUUAUUUUAUAUAAAAGGGUUUUAAACCUAUAUUACGUUACUACCGACAGUUACCAAAACAACCUGAUACGAACAUAGUGGCCAUAGAGUUGGUAUUUAACAACACACUAUCAUUUCGCGUGUUUUAGUUCCUGAACGAUAAAAUUUUCCGAAACGUCACAAAAGAGGAUACGAUUUUGUUGUCUAUGAAAAUAAAUUCAUCACUAUUAUUAUCUAUAUUAUUUAUUUAUUUGUAAUUAUAAUUUAUUUUGGUAAAUGUAUUAACGUGUUAAAUUAUUUUAUUGUUGUGCCUUAUUUAAUAUUUAUAUGUUCUAUAUCAAGUUUUAAGAAAUGAAAAUUCAUAUUGCUGACACAGUUUUAGUAUACUUUUCUAGCUCAAUUUUUUUUUAAAUUUUAGUUUAAGAAAUUAUAUAUAUAUUAGAUUUAGCGAAAUUUUAAUUUUAAUGUUUAUUACACUGUUGUUACUAAACAAUUAUUAAAUUCUUAUUCACGCAAUUUAAUACUAUCGUAUACAAUAUGACUACGUUAAAUUGGUUUGCGCUUUAAUAAUAGCCUGCAUAACUCUGUUGACCUUGAGCGAACAAUAUGUCCGCGGUUUUAUUGAUUUAAAAAGCCAGUCCACACUAUGAGUCUUACUGUCUUUAAAAUUAUUGUUAUCAUAGAUUUAGAGUAAAAGAAAUUCAGAUAUAAAAGGAAUUGGAAAAUGAGUGCGUAAUUUAUACUUUGUUCAAUUUAGGUUAUUUUCUUUUUCAUAAAAAGCUUUAUUCAGACAUCUAAGAUUUAGCAUAUUAUGCGAAAUUUAUUUAAUUUUAAAGCAUUACUACAAUUCCAAUAAUAUACUAUUAUAUUAAUUAAAAUAUCAAUUCUGGCUAGAUCAGAAUUGAUUACUUAUGAACAUUUCUUUUUUUUAAUACAAUAUGCCACGUUCUUAAUUCUUAGUAUAAAUCCCUUAUUUUAAAUAAUUAUAAAUUCUUAUCUUUGCAUAUAAUCUUAUUAUAUAAUAAUUCUAGUUAUUUGCAGCUGCAUACAUGUUUUAUAUUUGAAAAAUUAGUCUUAAAGACGAUGUGAUCGUGAUAUUUUGUUGCUACAUUUUUAAAUUAUUAUAAAUGGUCAUUUGCAAAUGUUUAUUUGUAUCUUACAAAAUAUUCAAUUAUGAUGUUGACAAUAAAUGUUUAAAUGUCGUUUUAGUAAUUAAGUGUUGCUAUUGUAUAGCCUGUCUGGGGAAAAGUUUAAAUUUAAAAAAACAUGGCUUUUUUCCUCAUACUGGAAUUUAAAAAUUGAUAAGUUAUACAAUAAUAUUACCGUAGCUAGGAUUUAUUUUUAACAACUAAUUAUACUAUACUUAUCUUAAAGGUCAAGAAUCUAGCUACGGUUCUAAAAUAAACCAUACACAAACCUAUAUUGCUAACCGAAAUUUCACUACAGAUUUAUUAAAAUAAUGAAACUUUGUGAGUAAUUGAAUCUCAACAAAUUUGGUAAUAAACGCCUUUGAUUUGUGUAUGGUGCUCUGUGUCAAUUCUUAAAUUAUGCAUUAGUAUUUGUAUGAAUCCAUAUUGAAAUAACUCAAAUAUCCAGUUCAAAUAAUAAAUGUGUAUCUAUCGUGCUAAAGCUAGUCAUAUAACGCUUGUUACUUUUAUUUUGAAAAGAAAAUACAAAAUUACAGUGGCCAUAGAAAUAAUAACAUAUAGUAAGAAACAGACUGAAUUAAUCUGUUGCAGACAAACAUAUAUUAAUGAAGCGUAUAUGUAUAUAUAUUUUUUGUAUUCUUUUAAAAAAAGGAAUAAUUCAUACUAAAUUGACAUAGACCUCUUCCAUUAAUAAAUGUGAAAUUAACGAAAUUUGCUUGUAACAUUCCUUAUAGCAUUAAAUUUGCAUUUAGUUUUAAUAUAAAUCUUCCUUUACCAAGACAAUAAAUGUGCUGUUUUGAAUGUCGUCAAUUCCUGGAGUCCUUAAGACCAUGUCCAUAUUGAAUAGCUAUUUAAGUAAUAGAUUUCAAACUGAACUGGAUAAAUUAGAUUAUGUUGCGAUUGUUAGAAGUUGAGAGAUUUGGUAUAGAUCUAGGUGUUCAAUAAACAUUGUAUUAAU